Geodia barretti is the source of this 486-nucleotide messenger RNA. The record is from the annotation of a GenBank genome assembly. NCBI's taxonomy places the organism in Eukaryota, Metazoa, Porifera, Demospongiae, Tetractinellida, Geodiidae.
AUGAAGGCAGCAGUAGUGUUGGUGCUGGUAGUGACGGCGGCAGUGGCCAUCCCGGUCCAGUGGCUAGAGCUGGAGUCAGCCAAGACUCUGCAGAAUGACCAGACUACUCGUCUCGGAGACGUCUACGAGUUUUGCAAUAAAUCGGUAGACCCUCUGGUCAUUACUGGCCUGACGUUGAGCCCUGACCCACCGAAGGAGGGAAAGCCUCUAACUAUCACCGUCAGCUAUACACUCACUGAAAAAGUGACUGGCGGAAUGAUCAAGGUCGACGCGGAGUUGGACAACGUGCCACUGUACAAUGGCAGCGUUGAUCUUUGCGACUUACUCGUUCAGGUGGGAGAGAAGUGUCCCAUCGACCCAAUGUCUGCAAGAAACACAACCACCGUCAGUAUUCCUGUAGUUCACGGUAACUUCAAAGCUAGUGCAGUCGCGACGGACGAAUUUGGGAACGAGCUGGCAUGUAUUACUGUUGGUUUCAAAUUCUAA